Molecule: messenger RNA, 565 nt
Organism: Vicia villosa (hairy vetch)
Lineage: Eukaryota; Viridiplantae; Streptophyta; Magnoliopsida; Fabales; Fabaceae
Exons: 1
Coding region: 263-439 (58 amino acids)
Source: RefSeq, a predicted model, not a curated record
AGGAUAAGAUCGGAACCACAACAGCUAAAGAUCACAGCACACUGAAAACUGAAAACCUAAUACCGAAAACCGGUUUCUCCCUUUCCAAUAACAGUGGCGCCGCUGUUGAAAUAUUCGAAAUUAAACCGCCCAAUAUUACCAGUUUCACAGGUCACCCACUCCCACUCUAUAAAUAAAUACUCAAAACUCAAACACAUACAUCGGUUUCAUAUUUAACCCGACCCGACUCGAUUUCAUCGAGAGCGAAGAGAAAAGAAGAAAGAUGAUACUGGUGGCGAUUGUGGCGGAGGUGAUGGAGGAGUACACGGCGUUGUUAGCAAGGGUGGUGGAGCAGGUGUUCCGUACUGCUCCUGUCCCUAGACGGGUUCGUUUUCUGAUCCUCCGUAGUCUUCCCUUUGUUUCAUCUCAACACAGGAGGAUUCAAAUUCAAUCACAUUAGCUUCCAUUUUUGUUAUUUUUUCUUUAGAAUUAUGUUUUUGUUUUGUGUGCCAUUGAGAUUGUGCUCUACCCUACCUGUAAAAUAUUGGGGGUUCUUUUUCUAUUACAUCAGAUAUGACUUAGCCUC